Messenger RNA from Pochonia chlamydosporia 170, 1590 nucleotides. RefSeq names its product protein kinase. The coding region runs from base 1 to 1590 and encodes 529 amino acids. The record is from RefSeq and is a predicted model, not a curated record. Gene Ontology annotation, molecular function: ATP binding; protein serine/threonine kinase activity. Gene Ontology annotation, biological process: intracellular signal transduction; peptidyl-serine phosphorylation. NCBI's taxonomy places the organism in Eukaryota, Fungi, Ascomycota, Sordariomycetes, Hypocreales, Clavicipitaceae. The transcript is spliced from 7 exons.
AUGGGCAACGGCCAAGGAAAGCCCGUCGACCUCAAUGGCGAAGUGAAUCUGAACCACUUCCGCUUAUUGCGGGUCGUCGGUCGAGGUGCGUUUGGCAAAGUGCGCAUUGUCGAGCGCAAGGAUACCGGUUUGUCCUUUGCGUUAAAAUACAUUCGAAAAGAUGAAGUUGUAAAAUCCGAAAGCGUGCGCAAUAUCAUUCGCGAGCGAAGAAUGCUGGAAUACGUUAAUCAUCCAUUUAUUUGCAACUUGAGAUACAGUUUCCAGGAUAUCGAGUAUAUGUAUCUCGUAGUGGAUUUGAUGAGUGGCGGCGAUUUGCGAUUUCACAUCUCCAGAAAAACAUUUACCGAGGAGGCCGUUCGAUUUUGGAUCUCGGAACUCGGAUGCGCACUACGAUAUAUCCACCAACAGAACAUCAUCCAUCGCGACGUUAAGCCGGACAACGUAUUGCUUGAUGCGGAUGGUCAUGUCCAUUUGACAGAUUUUAAUGUUGCAUCAGAUAUUGUUCCUGGGCGAGUUUUAACUAGCAAAUCCGGCACAUUGGCUUAUCUGGCACCGGAGGUUUACUCAGGCAAAGGCUAUACCGUGUGCGCGGACUGGUGGUCUUUGGGAGUUCUAUUCUACGAAUGCAUCUACAACAAGCGACCUUUCGACGGUAGCAGCGAAUCUACACUUAGUCAGCAAAUUCAAAAUUCAAGCCCGAGAUACCCAGUAACACAACCGCCUGUCUCAUUGACGUGCCUUUACGCCAUCCGUGCGGCCCUGGAUCCGAACCCCCAAACACGAAUGGGCUCAACCUGGGAAAGCUUUAUUUACAACGACUUUUUCAAGCCCAUUGACUUCGACUACCUUGAGCAGAAGAGGAUAGAACCUAUUUUCAUACCAUCCUCGGACAAAACCAAUUUCGACGCCACGUACGACCUCGAGGAGCUACUAUUGGAAGAGGCGCCUCUGGAGGCUCGGGCCAGGCGCCAGAAACCUCGCGAGAGGUUAAAGGAAGACGCAACAGAUCAGGAGAUCCGUGAAGACGAAUUGUAUCGCAUGAUUGAGAAGGACUUUAGGCCUUUUGAUUAUACUGUGGCCGCGUACAAGAAAAUUACAGAAGCAUCUCGCAAUAUGAAUGAGGAGCAACAACCGCCGAACGUGCUACCAAACAAUGGACCGCAGGCUCUUACAACAGACGAAGCCACCCCUAUUCCUGCUGGUGGAGCAGUGCAACAGGCGUUCCAACCCGUACCCCCGGAGGUCAUGUCCAGCCCUGAUCCUAGGCAAGGCCGACCGAUGCGUCCAGCGCCACCUCCACCUCCGUAUCAGAGCGAAUAUGUCUCACGAGCACUACCACCCACGAGCAACCGUGUAGCCAGUCCCACUGGAGGAGUGUCAGUCACCCUGGAUGGUGGUGGCAGCUGGUCUGAACUUGCACGCCAAGAUGCCACCCUGCCCACUGACGCAAAUACGCCUGCAGACCCCAAGGUCGAAAGCUCAAGCGGCAUGUUUGGCUUUCUUAAGGGCAAGAAGGGACGCAAUAACAGCCCUCGACCUAAGGAAAGAGGUGUAUUGGGCAAAGAAGGUGCAAGAGUGGUUAUUAGCUAG